Phasianus colchicus (ring-necked pheasant) is the source of this 2474-nucleotide messenger RNA. RefSeq names its product regulator of G protein signaling 16. The record is from RefSeq and is a predicted model, not a curated record. NCBI's taxonomy places the organism in Eukaryota, Metazoa, Chordata, Aves, Galliformes, Phasianidae.
CCCUCCCAGCCCUCCCGCCCCAUAUAAGCACAGCUCCUCGACGCUAUUCCAGCCAGCAGCACGCAACGCAGAAGUACAGGUGGUGCUCAGAGGAUUCAAUGAGUUGCUGGAUGCCUCGGUGCCCAGCUCUCAGCAUGUGCCGACGAUUGGCUGCGCUUCCUAUCGUUUGCCUGGAGAGAGCCAAGGAACUCAAGACCCGCUUGGGGAUCCUGCUGCAUAAAUCGGAGCUGAGACACGGCAGCAGGGAAGCAGGCAAGCUGCAGCUGGGCUCCAGGCAGAGAGACUCCUCACGAGAGGUGCUUGAGUGGAGGGAAUCCUUUGACCAGCUCCUCAAGAGUAAAAAUGGGGUGACUGCCUUCCACACCUUCCUGAAGACCGAGUUUAGCGAGGAGAACCUGGACUUCUGGCUGGCCUGCGAGGACUUCAAGAAGACCCGCUCCAAAACCAAGCUGGCCUCCAAAGCCAACAGGAUCUUUGAGGAGUUUGUCCAAAGCGAGGCACCCAGAGAGGUCAACAUUGACCACGAAACCAGGGAGAUCACCAGGAAGAACCUCACGGGAGCCACCUCCGCUUGCUUCAACGAGGCGCAGGCCAAGACCCGCACCCUGAUGGAGAAGGACUCCUACCCCCGCUUCCUGAAAUCAGCCUCCUACCAGGACAUGACCAAGCAGGCCGCCAGCCGCAGCAUCAACAAGCGCUUGCACACCUGACCCGUGCCCAGCACCAAACCCGCUCUGGGCGGGCGCCUAGGGCCUGGUGGUGGAGUUUUGGCCGAAAUUCCAGCCUUCCAGCAGGACGCCCAAGAUCUUCAGUGCUCCCACUGAGGCUGCCUUAUGGAGAGGCCUUCCCACCCCACUGCCGGUGGUCCCGUUGCUGGGCUGCACAGGGUUGAAGCCACCCAUGUUUCAGCAAGAAGAGCGGUGGGCCCGGGAGCAGCGCAGUGACUUUUCUAUCCUUUCCUUAAGCUUUGUGGCCUGCAGGUUGCACCCGAACUUAGGUCACAGGCAUUUUUAUUAUUGUUAUUAUUUAUUUUGUGGCUAUUGUUAUGAUGUGUAUUUAUGAGAAGAGCACUGCUCAAAGCAUGCGCACGUCCCUUGCUCGGAGGAGCUUGUAAAUUAAUUUAUUUUAGGUAUUGCAGCACUUAGCAUGCCUCCCACGGCUUCUGUAUAAUAACUGCAAGAGAGAAAAAUAGCUUUGUAAUGCAUCCGUGGAGCAAGGUACGCAAAUAGCAGCAGGGAGAGCUGCACCGAACUGGGUCUGAGGUUUCCUGGGAGCAUGGAGGACCAUUGAUGGCCAUAAAAGGAUGCUUUGCAGUUCGUGACAUUUCCCUUUUUUUGCCCUUAAAUAGAGCUCUGUGGCCGGCACCUCGGCACGUGGGCUAGCAGCUUGUUCUAGGCAGAGAAUAGCAGUGCAGAAGGCACUUUGAGUGUUGAAAACUUAUUUUUAAAUCACUUAGGAGGUAAAAGCUGUGUUUACAGUUUGGUUUACAGUUGGGUCUGGUGUUGCCCUGUCCGGUUUGCAGCUGAGGAACCCCAAGGACCAGUUUAAGGAUGUUUUUCUGGGUCCUCUUCCCGCUUCUACCUCUGAGUCUGGUGGGUCCCAGCUGCAUUCACGGGGCUAUUUGAGCUGUUUUGUUAUUUAUUAUUUGCUUUUACAACUGGAACCACCUUCGUUGUGUUACUGAAGUGAAUGGCAUACAGAGGUCCAUUUUUGCUACGAACAUGACGUCAUGGUUACAAAAUAAAAUACAAAGAGGGCAAUGCUGUGACACCAUUACUGGUUGUGGGCUUUCCAUUGAUUUUCUCUUUCAGCCUUUGGGGGGCCGUUGCAAAGCAGACAUGUAGGGAAAGCUGCUUACAGUUUGUGGCUUGAGGCUCCUUUGAAACGUGUGACCUGAGAAACACAGCAAGGGAAGGGGAAAACUGUGAAGAGUAAAACUUCCUCAUGGUACCAGGAAGGGUGUUGGAAACCACCCAACUCCUGCUGAGAACAUAUUGCCUUCCAAGGUCCAGGAUGCUUCAUCCAAGUGCUGCCCCAAAUAACAACCAAACCAAGCAUGCCUUUAAACUUCCAACUUUCUAUUUAUUGGAAGGCAAAAUGAGCUGUACUGAGGAGAGCAUGAGUGCUGUGUGAGGAAGAGUUGUGUUACAGAUGGCGGUCACUCAGAUCCCAAGGCAAUGCUGUUAACACAACUUGGUCACAACCACUGAAGUGAUGUUUGCAAGCAACAGCCUCCAUAACAAACGCUCCUGUCUCUUCUGGCAUGGCCACACAUUCCAAAGAUCACAUCAGCUCUUCUUCUACAAUUGUCAUGCACCUAAAUGGAGAAGAGAGAGGAAGCUGCCCACCUUAUCUUUUGUUCAAGGAAUGAGGUGAAAGAUAGCCAGUGUUUAAAUUACCCAGAAAUAAAGACUCAGUGAGAGCAACAAAUGGCACUGAGGCAAAUAGAAACAAAAUCACAUCCAUUUGAUUUG